Spirodela intermedia is the source of this 13343-nucleotide messenger RNA. The record is from the annotation of a GenBank genome assembly. Lineage: Eukaryota; Viridiplantae; Streptophyta; Magnoliopsida; Alismatales; Araceae.
AUGGCAGUGAAUGCGAGCUCAGGGCUCGCCUACCCCGAGAAGUUUACGGCGGCCGCGGCGUACGUGGGAUUUGGAGGAUCUCAGAAUUCCUCCUCCAUCGGAGCGAUCUCCAGAUUCCCCAAUGACGUUGCCCUGUUACUUUACGGCUUGUAUCAGCAGGUGCACUGCCUACCGCUUCCUGUGGCUUUGCAUUCCCUUAAUCUAACUUCUUUUUGCGCUUUCGCGGCAUUUGCGUCUUCUUGUUUUCGACGUGGUCUCUGUGUAUUCGAACCACACCUGUCGGGAUCUGGUAUUCUGGAGAUCAUGGAACGGUUGGCGGUCCAAAAUUUUAAUUUUCGAAAGUUUUGUGCCUCGUUCUUGCCUGACUUACUGUAGCAGAUCUGCUUUGGGUCGUGAUUAGUUCAUUGAUUCGGUGAACUUUGCUUCGUUUCUUCCUUCCUUUUCAAUUCGAGCUGAGGAUUUUGUUUCUGAAAACCUUCACAACCUUUUCUUCGCGUGUAAUAAUGAUCGUCCUUGUUGAAAUUCUACGAGAGUACGAAAAUAAAGCUGUUAAGGAGUUUGAGUAGCUUGAAAUGCUCUGCAUCUCUACCUGAUUGUAGGCGACUGUCGGGCCUUGCAAUGUCCCGAAACCGCGAGCCUGGAAUGCUGUGGAACAUGGAAAAUGGACCAGGUUCUGAUUCAGUUUCUCCUUCUUGAGAUGAUGCUAAAGCAGUGGUGUCAAUGAGUUCUUAUUUUCAAUUAUUGAAAAUCAGUACCAGAAGAUACAACACUAUCACCACGUUUGCUAGACCUUUAGGGGUCAAUGCUUGGAAAUCGAAACAUUGGUUGUGGUAGCAUGUGCUUAAAAUGCAUGACCUAUUGACUUGUCUUGUUCCUUUAUUCUUUCUAUCAACUAUACCCAUAUCCCUAGCCAUCAUUUAGAAAUGAGUUAUUAGUUCAUCCCAUUGAGUGUCAUUUAGUCUUGCAUUUGGUAUAAAUGCUAACUGGGAUGCUACACAAUUGAAUUAUGAAAAACGUAAAAUCUUUUAUACAAUUGGAUUUCUGUGUAAGUAUUAUGUCUCUUCGUAUGUAUGUGCAAAUGUUUUAGUCAUGCCUAGAAUCUAAUGGGCUCAUUACCUCUUCAAAUCGGAACACAUGUCUAAACGCAACUAGGGGUCUCUACAGUGAAUCAUUUUAACACAUAUCAGCUACUGAUCGUCAGCACGGAAAUCACCAACAAAUAUAUACUGAGAUAUAAGUUUUUUAUUUCAUAGUUCGUAGAUGACACUCUAGUUUCUUUUACUUUCCUUGAAUUGCCCAUGAGCUUAUACUCCAGAGGUAUAACUAUCCGGAUUUUUAUUAUAGAGAAACAGUCUGGUAUCUUUUGUGUUGGUAUUUUUGUUUGGAAAUAGCUAAAUUUCGAGUUGGGGCAUAACGAACAUCACUAGACCAUUUGAGGAUGAAAGUGCAUGAAAUCAUGUUCCCACUCCUGAAACUGGUUUCUUGUUUUCUUACCUGUUUUAUUCAAUUUCACCAGUUACUGUUUAUUGAUCUUGUAAUGAAAAAAUAAUAUUUUUCCUCAAUCGCACAUCUUUUGGAAAUAAAAAAAAACUAUAGACUCAGCUUUAUUUUGUUUCAUUCUUUCUCGUGAUAUUUUUUGAGCCAGUUCUAAUGAAAUGAAAAUCAUUUACUACUGCGUGAAAAUUUUUCGAUCUUCCUUUCUCAUUCAUUUUGUAAGAGGUCUCUAAUGAGAACCAAAGAAGCCAAGGCCUUUAUAAGAGGUAAUGUUGCUGGGAAAAUAAUAUUAUGUAUUGUCUAUAAAUUUUCGCUUCAAAGAGGUAGUGCGUAGAUUUCUUUUAGGUCCUUUUAUUGCAGUGUGGAAGGUCAUGAAACUCUGUUUCCAAGUACUGGAGAGGGGGAAGCAGGUCACUCAGAGGGAGCUGUUUUAUAGGCUUUCGUGAGAGUCUCCUGAUUAUUUUACUUCUCAAGCUCAAGUGAACAUGGCUGUUCAAGGUCAAAUAAAUUAAAGCCUUAAUCUCGUUUCUUUUGGUUAAGCUGAAAGAUUAGGUGAGAAUCCUCUUUAAUGAGUAAGGUGGCGGUUCUUGUGUCUGUUGUUCCUUUCGGUCGUCACCUUAAUGCAGGUUACUAUUCUUUUACAGGGUCUUGAUGGCUGACUUUAGAAAUACUUGCACCCCCCGUUUCCUUACUUUUGAUACUCCUUGAACAUAUGGCACUGAUAACCAUGUUGAUAGUCACAGCUCUCCAACUUAGAAAAAGAAAAUGAAGUCUUUCUUUUUUUUUCUAGGUAUGCCUCUGAUGACCUCGUUGAAUACUAUUAUUUGGCCAAUUGAUGAUUGAAACUUCAAAGAUGAAAUACCAUACUCAUACACUUGGUGAGGUGAGGUAUUAAUCCUUGUCUCAAGGAUAAAACGUUUAAAGGAUUCAUCAUGUGCCCCUAACAUAUCUACCACAGGCAAACCUACCGCUGGAACCCCUCUACCUCCCCAGUGAAACCCUUGUCAAAGAAAAGAAAGUGGUGACCUGGGACAGAUCAAUACCAUCUGGUUCAACAUGAAUGCAUAAGAUGUUUUGCCAGAUCAGAAAUGUUGCCCAUGCAUGACUCACUCAUUGAAACGUUUUAAAUGCAAGAGUUGAAGGGUUAUGGGGCACAUGAUUUUUUCCCCUAGGAAUGACUCCAAUGAAUCAUAAUUUCUCUAUAGAAUUCCCAAAAGUUUUUCCACCCUCUGACAGGAGAGUUUAAUACAACCCUAGAGAUUGAUACACAAUUGAAAGUGGUCCUACAGUAUGUUUGCUGUACGUUCUACAUUGAUGAUCAGGUGAUCCUAUUUUACCAUCUAUUGGUAGGUCACCUCUGCUGAAAGCAGGUACACUUGUAUUGGCACAAGUCGGUGGAAAUGUUGCAAUCAUUUGGCAGAAUAGUAACGUGGGUGAAGGAAGAGGAAUACAUGGCAACCAUACUCAAUGUAUCUCUAACCACAAUGACUCUAUAGAAGUUUAAAUGUACCACCUCUUAAUAUUUUGUGGUUGAUGGCACAUUGACUGUAGCAAUGCUUUAGGCCAUUUGGUGGCAAGUUUCAGAAGAAGAGAAUGCUGUCAUAGGCCACUGUUUACAAUUAUAAUAAUGGAACUACUGAAAAUAAAUUAUUUUUUGAUUACUGUAGGUUACAUGUAUGGUGGAUGGAUUAUAUUGUUUAAACAAGCAACAAUUUUAGCCUGUUUCAAAACAGGUUUCAAGUAUAAGUUGCCUCAAAAAUAAAAAUUGGUCCAUUGGAAGUUUAAUGAAAAUAUGCUACAUGCUUGAUGAGGAACAGAGUUGUAGGAAACGAAGUACUGCAAAAGGCACAACCGAAAAUGUGAAAAUGGUGAAACAAAAAGAGUCUGAUAGUGUUGUUCGGUAGGUCUAUUAGACUGAAAUGUGUUUUCUUGUUGUAGACUAGUAAUUACUUUGUUUUAUAAGAAAUUAUUAACUACUAGAGAACUACUUGCCUGAUCUUAUUGUUGAAGAGAUUUAUCACUAUGUCCUACUUAAAGAGUCGCAGUAUAGACCAAGAUGGCUUUUUUCAACCAAGAAAAAGUUUUUGCACCCACUCUGUACCUGUGGAUUCAAUCAAUCCCUUCUUGAUUCAGGAGAUGUUUAUUUCUCAUUUCUGAUGGAUUUAAAGAUCAACUGCUAUCUAUUCAAGAGUCCAUUUUUCAAUCCUUAUGGAUUCAAGGGUCACCUAAAUUAAUCAUUGUGGAUCCAAGGAUUGUAUAUCUUAUUUUUUGUAGAUCCAGGGUACGAUUUUCAUUCUUCUCUGACUUCCACUGCGUCAAUUUUGGUAACAGAAUUCAAGAUGGUAUUUUUUUUUUUGCAAAAGAAGACUGUUGAUCGUCUAUUUGUGUCCUAUGAUGUGUGGUCGAAGGUUAUUUAAUAUGUAGUUGAUUUUCGUGUCAAAAUAUUGAGAUAUCACUGAACUGCUGCAGAAUUAGCAUUUUGCAGAUUCUGUAGCUCCUGUCUCUGUUGGUUGAAGAUUCAUUUACCAACCAUCUUGUUGGUUAUUCGGAGGGAAAGAAGUAACCGAAAAAUUCGAAGGAAUCCAAAAAUAUACAAAACAUGAUGAACAUGGCUGUAUUGUAUGUAUCCAAUAGGUGUCCAAUGUAUUGUAUUGUAUCAAAUCAUGCCUGCUGAGUUAUAUCAAGAAUAGGAAAACUAUGUUUUUCUACUAUCUUUUGAGAUGAAGUGAGGAAAUUGUUGUUAUUUCUACAUUAAUGUGUUAUUUUUGUUUCUGUUUUAUCUUCUGCUCUUUGUUUCCUACCCACACUUUAUUUUCUGGUUGCUGUUAACAAUUGAUAUUUCCAUGAAUCAGAUCUAGAAAUACUGUUGGCCAGCUUUCAUCUUGUUUCUUUUAAACUCUGGAAUGCUAUUUAUUUUCAAUGUUUUUUGGCAAAUUGCUUGAGUAGUCUAUACAGUUUUCUUUUAUUUAUCAAUUUAAGAAACCUGUACCAUCUGCUUUCUGAGUGAAUCUGUAGUUUGUAACAGUUUAUAAACCCAUACUGUAGUUAUUGCUUAUAGAUGAUAUAUGUUUAUGUGCUAGUUGUAACAUAUGAUUCUUUUGGAAUUUCAUUUACGACGUGAGAUUUUGUACAUAAUUAUCUAGCCUUUAAAUAAAAUUCAUUAUUACAGUUGGGAUGGGCUUGGAAACUUGGCUUCAACUGAGGCUAUGCGCCUUUUUGUGAAAAUUUUAGAGGUAAGGCUAAUAUAAGCUUGGGUUUACUUAAGGUAUGACUGCAAGCACACUCCUCAUCACAUGAAUUGUGUCUUUAGGAAGAAGAUCCUGCAUGGUAUUCAAGGACGCCCGAAUUGGUCGAGGGUCCUAUUGUAGACGUGGAAAUGAAUGUGAGUUCCUCCAAUCUUUUGGUUAAUAGGUUUCAUGGAGAAAUUCUUUUCAGUGGGAUUUCAUUUUUGACUGAAAAAACAUACACUGCGAAUCAGUAUUUUUUUUGCUAUUUCUGCCGUCCACUAUAACUUUUAUCAGAAAAUUUUGACAUGGUGUUUGUAGGAUAACGCUCAUGAUAGAAAUGUUGCAUGGUAAAACUAUCCUUCAGUUAUUCUUUUUGUUAUUUGUACUUUCAUAGGCAGCAGCUUGAACAAGGUGCAAGGUUGGAAGAUAUGAUGAUUGAAUGUGAUGGAAUAAAAUAUUAUAAUGACAUGAAAAUUGCAAUCAGCAGAGGUUUUUUAUUAGGAUAGGGAUACUUGAUGAUCAUCUUUUUUUGGGUGAUAAAACCUAUAGCUUAGAACCCUGGCGUUAUAAAGCUCACUGUUAGAAAGCUAAAAUUUUGAAGCUAAAAUGCAUUACUUUAUCUUAGUCAACUAAUUGAUAGUAUGAAGGUUCUGGGAAAUUAUUGGUUAAACUUGAGGCCAGGUAUGGAGCUUGUUGCAGCUGCAAUUGAUUGUGGACCUGGCAGAAUUGCUUGGGAUUGACUAUCUAGUUUUCUGGAUUGAAAAUUUGAAAGGUAUCAUCAUUAAUCUCAAAUUUAUGAAAUUCUGUCUCUUUAAAAACUCAUGGUUGCAUCUUUCCUUCUCUAAUAAAGAAGUCUGUUUGAUUAUAUAAUCCUUGGCAAUGCUGAUCAUUUCUACAAUGAAGUGAAAGAUCUUAUAAAUGGUAUGUGGGCGUGGUUGGAGUGGCUUUUCUUCUUUCUAAAAUACAUUUGAAAUUAUCACAUGCGUGCCAGAUUUUUCUUUUUCUUCCUUUUCUCUAAUUUUCUUUCCUCACAGAAGCCAAACCUGGACUCCGCCUCCCCAGAUGGAAACUCUCAUCCAGAACCAAUAUCUAUAAUUGCAGAAAGCAGAAAUAUGUUGGAAACUCAAGAUAAAGAUGUCAUAUUGGAGGGGCUAGCUGCAGUGAGUAUUUAUGAUCAGUGGAUUGGACCUUCUGUAUCUGGAAAAUACCCAAAACCAAGAUAUAAGGUAUUUACCAAGUUGUCUUUCUUGUUAUCCAAUAAUUUUAUCUUUAUUGUUAGUUUCUGGCCCUAAAUGUUUCAAUCUUAACAGCACGGGGCAGCCAUAGUGCAGGAUAAAAUGUAUGUAUUUGGAGGAAACCACAAUGGACGUUACCUUAAUGAUCUUCAGGUGUGUCAUGUUGGUUGUCUAUGUCUUUGUGAAACUUUUUAGUAUAAAUGAAAAGCUAUAAUUAGAUCAUGUCGCUGGAGAUUGGGCACUUGCCUGACCGUAUUUCUUUUGAUUCACUGAAGGUUCUGGACUUAAAAAAUUUGACGUGGACAAAAGUAGAGGCUAAAUCAGCUGUGGAAGAUUCAAAUUUGUCUAACACAGCAUUUCCAGUUUCAUGUGCCGGUCAUUCCCUGGUAAGCAUAUAAACCUUUCUUGACCACCUAGAUAUCUCGAAAUGAAACUGGAUUCACUGUACCAAUACUGGAUUCAUGUGCUGGCUAUAACUUUUUCUUUCAUUUUUAGGUAUCAUGGGAAAAUAAGAUUCUUUUGGUGGCUGGCCACUUGAAAAAUCCUUCAGAAUAUGUUACUGGUGGGAAUGAUUAUAGUCAUAUAUUCCUGUGAAGUUUGUGCAGAUUUGUCACUAAGAAAAAUAAUCCUCUUUGUCUUUCUUGGUGUUUUUUUUAAUGAUAGUGAGGGAGUUUGAUCCACAGACCCUCCAAUGGUCAAAGUUGAAUACUCAUGGGAAGGCGCCGGUACUUCCAUGAUCUCCUUCCUCCAUUAUGUAACAGAGAUUGGAUCUUAGAUGACAGUUGCAUUGUUCCUUAAUUUUAUGGGCACAACUGUUUUAUUUUAGUUCAGGAGAAUUCGCUAAACGAAUGUUCUAUUGUGGCACUGAUGUUUUGAAAUUUUCAUCUAUGCACUUUGUCAGGAGAAAGAAAAGAAUUUUAUUUUAUUUUUACAAAGCUAAAUGUGCAAAUUUUGGAUGAACCCAAUGUGCAUGGUACUAAAGGAAUGGCUCAUGGUUGAUGGGCAUCGAGUCUACUCUAGUUUAGUUAUGGGUAUCAUAGCCAAUAAAUAUUUUUCUGGGCAAUUAUCAAAUGCUGGAGAUAUUCGUGUGUAAUUUUCGUAGAUAUAAGUACCUUUUUGUUUGACUACCUUCGAGAAUUUGAUGGAUGGCCCAUGUGAUGUGUUAUAUUUCACACUUUCUGCCUUCAAAAUCAUGAAUUAUUAGUGUGCUUGUACGUCCUAUUGAUUUUAGUGCUUUACCUUUUUUAAUUUGACAUUUCUGAACUUUUUUGAGGAGUAAAAUGGUUUACUUCGCAAUAAGCUCUCCAUCACAUAGUAGAAUUACCGUCUUCCAUGAUGCCUGUCCUGUGAUGGAAAAUAGAAUUGAUGGAGUAUUGCUUUGUCAUUUAGAUGUAUAAUUUGCUGAUACUGCUUUAUAUACCACUAGAGCGAGUACAGUUAUAUGGUUUGCAAUUUAGAUAUUUUUACUGUACCAAAUCAUCUAAGAAGUUUUGGUGCUUAAAGAUCUUUGGUUUAAAAUAUUCCACAAAUUUGGCACAUCAAUUUGAUUCUAUAUGCUAAGUAUGCGUUUUAUUUUUCACAUAUUUAGCAGAGCAAUUUAGUCGCUCAAAAUGUUAUAUGAGGUGCUUCUUGUACCAAAUUAUUUUCUUCAUUUUUUGAACCUUAUUGCAGGUUUCUCGAGGAGGUCAGUCUGUAACUCUUGUUGGGAAGAGUUUGGUCUUUUUUGGGGGUGAGGAUGAGAAGAGAUCAUUACUCAAUGAUUUACAUAUCCUUGAUCUCGAAACCAUGACAUGGAACGAAGUGGAUGCAAUGUAAGAAACACUUUUGCUUCCUUAUCUCAUAGUUUAAAGCUUCCUCGGUUUUAUUCUCCUUAUAGAUGUGUAAAAUGAGCAAUGUCUUUCCUUGCUACUUUCAAUGCAUUUCGAAGCAACAUUUUGCAAGGAACGCUUCUUAAGAAUUCCUCAGUUUUUCCUGCUUAAGAAUGUAUUACAUGCAAUUCGUUACUUUUCCUUCAUUAGAAAGUUUUAUCGAUGAUGGUUUCUGAUUUUGAAUUUAUUUUAUUGCUAUCAACUAAUUCUCUUCAAAUUGUGGAUAAACGAGCAGGGGUAUUGAUAUACUGAGUUAUGUUGAAAAGUAAAUUUAUCAUUAUUUUUGGCUGUUUUAGCCUUCAUUAAAAUUGAGGGUCGUGCAAGCUGCUUUUAGGAAGUGCAGUGCCUUUUGCACAAAUGGGGUCUUUUUGUAAACUCUUAAAGAAGUUGUUUAAUGGUCAUGGACUAGGGUGAUAUCAGGGUGGAAGGUCGCCCAGGAGAGUUACAAUUCCGGUACCCUCACCUGCGGCCUAUAUUUACAUGGGCCAUUGAUAUUUUCACAAGUCAAGUCUAGAAAGUCUGUAGGUUAUCCUUAAUGAGAGGCUUUCUUCAUGUUUUCUGUCCCUUGGUUUUCUCUCAUUCUAUGUUUACCUAUCGCAAGCGUAUCUAUCUAACUCUCUACAAGUAAUGGCUAUAGCGGUUGAAAAUUCUAGCAUUAACGCUGAUGUAGAGACUGAUUAGCCAUUUUUCUUUUUUCCUCAAUUGAAAAGACUCGUGAGGAGGCUUUUGAGACUUCCCCUCAGAAAUUAAACGUCAUGGUUUGUCUAUGGUUACAAACUUAAACACUGGCAAUCACGCCAUCCAGCAUGGCAUAUCUUGCUUAGUAUCAAUAAAUUAGUAUCAUGAUAUAUCUCUGUUUAUAUUGCUUGACACCAAUAUGUGCUGACCCAAAGUAGAAAACUCAAGAACCGAAGCAAUACGAUGUCGUGAUUUGCAACCUGAUGUACUGAAGUUGUGGGAUGUGUGACAGAUUAUCUGGAAAUAAUUACUUAGUUUGGAAGGAACAUUGGAUUAAAAAAAAUGGCUUUCCAGUUUAGAAUGACUUGCUGCUAUAUUGGAUGACCCUACUUGCAAUUUCUGGGAAGGUUUGGAUCUGGAAAUCGCAAGACUCUAAACAGGAAUGAAUAGCUAUCUGAAGAUAUGUGGUGAUUUAUCGGUCUUCUUAUACAUGAACGGGCUGAGUUUAGGGCUGGAUAUUCACAACUCCUUCCUUUUUAUUCACUCAAGUAUAGAGAUUUCUCUUUACGAAAGGGAUUUUCUUCUGUAGAAAGAUUUCCACGGACAGCUUUCCAGAUUGGUUUGCCAACUUGUUGCUUCACACCAGGGAUAUCUAUUUUUGACUGGUUCCAAGUUUUGGUGACGAAGAAUAUAAAUAAUUGCAUGGAGCACUAUAUGCACCAAUUUGCAGUUAUAGUCAGUUGUGGUAGAUUAUACAACGGGUACUUACGGCAGGUUCAAUGCAAAUAUAAGCAGUCAAUGGAAAUCAUGAAAUAGAACGAGAAAAGGAUACGACAGACAGCCUGUAGAAAGGUGGUCCAAUGCAAACACGCGGCAUUAGCUCUCUGUGUCAUAGUUGGGUGGCAAUGGCACCAUGGGGCUGUAACAUUUGCGGUUCGGAGGCAGGAAAUCGCCUUAGCUUAGGAGAAAAUAUUUAUCACUAAUCCCUCUCCAGAAACGAAUAACGUUUAGUUGAUCAAAAAUCUGGACACCACUACAAGCUGAACAGACUUUAUACUCUUUGAAGUUUGAUGGUGUUGUUGUUUUACUGAGGAUUUUUAGAACAUUCACAUGAUUGUCUUGGUGUAAGUUUGCAUACUUUACUUUUGUGUAAGCCUGAUGUGAAUUGUACUUGCUAUUUAGCAGUGGUCAACCACCUUCUCCAAGAAUGGAUCACACUGCGGCCAUACAUGCAGAGCGGUACCUAUUAAUAUUUGGAGGGGCUUCUUAUGCCACAUGCUUUAGUGACCUGCAUGUCCUUGACCUGAAGAUUGUGAGUGCAGUUUCUAUCCUUCUGUCUUCAACUGUGCCUUAGUUGUCUCUUGUUGAAUGUAUAAAAUAAAGUGAUUCUGUUGCAGAUGGAAUGGUCAAGACCUAAGCAACAAGGUGUCAUUCCAGCUCCACGAGCUGGCCAUGCUGGUACAACUAUAGGAGAGAACUGGUUUAUUGUUGGUGGGGGUGAUAAUAAGAAUGGUACGGUUUAUAUCAUUCGAUCUCAUUGGUUUUCGGUUGUUCUGAGAUUAGUACUUUGUUGCUACAGGAGCAGUUUGGUGAAUGAGUCUUUAUAUCUCUUUUAUUAUUGGGCGUUUUCUAUGGUUGAUUUAAUUUGCAUUUAGUUUUUCUCAAAUGAGCUGUAUCAUGAUAAGGAGGUAUUAGAAUAAGUUCAUCACUAGAGUCUUUUUUAUUUUAUCAUUAUGAUUAAUCGAAAUAAACAUACGGAGGAUGCGGAAUAACCAGCUUAGCUUUUCAAUGAAUUUGGCUCGGAUUCAUUUUUUUCUGUGCAAGGCAGCUUUUGAAACAUGCCUGCUGCUUGUUUACGUCUGUGAUAGAACUCUAAUACGUAAAACCACGAGUAGGAAGAGGUUUCAGCUAGAGUUCAAGUUUAUGUUUUAUAAUACCUUCUGAUAUUUGACCCUAUUAUGAUUAUGGUGUCUACAUAUUCGACCAAAGACAUCACUUUGAAUUUCUCUCUGUUUUAGUUUUUAAAGAGAUACGGAAUAACAUAUUGCCAAACUAAUUUUCUGAUUUUUUUGAAAAGAUUUUAUACUGUUUUGAAAUUACUUCUAAUUUCUUCUUUUUCUCAAAGUUCGAGUUCCUUUUAGGUUUGCCAUAGUUCCUCUCAUACUAUUUUGUUUCUCAACGUGGGUCUUGCUUGAAGAUCCUCGCCUUUUUGGAAUGAGUCUGGGAUUAUAUUUUUCAUUCAGGACGGACCGUCUUUCAUAUUGCCAUGUUACUUAAAAUGUUCUUUGACUACUGUUUCUUGGUUGGCAGUUGACAAAUUUUGUUCUAGUAUUUUUUUUCUUAUGCGCUAUGUUUCUGAACUUUUUCUGCUUUCUCUGAGACUCUUUAUGCUCUUUAACACCAGACGCAUAUAUUUUCCCUGGAAAUGGUUGUGGGAACUGUUAACAUUUUGAGGCAAUUUCAAUAGUCUUUCUCCAGCCACUUUUUUCACAUAAAAAAGCUAUGAUCGUCAGCUUUCAUUUGUUUGAAUGUCUCAUGUACUUUGAAACCGUUUCAUGGGUGUCCUUCCAAAUGUAUGUGCAAUAUUCUGCAGGUAUCUCUGAGACGCUUGUGUUGAACAUGUCUACCUUGGUCUGGUCAGUUGUUACCGCAGUUCAAGGUCGUGUACCUAUAGCUAGUGAGGUGUGUUUCUGCACUCUUCGAGUAUCGAUUCUCACAACUCCCUUUGAAUUUGAAAUGCAAUGCGAUCUAGAAUUUAAAAAGAAUGCAGUAGGAAUUGGAUUUUUUCCACUUCUGGACUCAGUAUUAUUAUUAUAUUAUUAUCAUUUUCUAAUUUUACUAUUCGGACAAGUAGUACACCAUGUUUGGAGGAAAUGGUACCCAUGGUGUGAAAUGUGCUAUCUAGAAAUUGGUUGCAAAAUAAAUUCAGCUAAUUUCUGCAACGCAAAUGACUGUCUAAAUAUUUUGGUAAGUUACAAGUAAAAUCGAGAGGAGGAAUUCGGUUUUUAUUGAUUUCCUAAGUUAUUUAUCCACAGGGCCUGAGUUUGGUUGCAAGCUCAUACACAGGGGAAGAUAUUCUGCUUUCAUUUGGAGGGUACAACGGGCGAUACUGCAAUGAUGUUAGUUGCUAGCAUCCUUUUCUCUAUUCCUAUCUGUACCUUAAAGAACAUUCCUAACCUCAGUAUCUUCCCUUCCAGGUUUAUGCCCUUAAACCAAGCCACAAAACAACAUUGCAGUCCAAAAUAUUUGAAGAGUCUGUGGCAGAGAGCGUUGCUGGCCUUCCCACAAAUGCAACCAGAGAUAUCGAACCAGAGCUUGACACUGAUCAAGAUGGAAAAGUGAGGGAAAUUGUGAUGGAUAGCAUCGACUCACGGCUUGUGGUAAUUCCAUAUAUAGUAUAUGUUUGAUGAGUGUUGUAAAGCCCUCUAUCUUCCUGUGUGGGCCUUGGGAAUAAAAUCAGAAAAGGAGAGCCAAGCUGUGAGCCAUAAAUAGUAGCUCCCUUGUAGUAUUUCCCUUUGGCCGCGUUUUUCUAAUUGAAGUGGAGUUCCUCUCGCAGAAGGCCAGGACAGAGGAGACAUAUGAACAACAGCUGGCGAACCUUCAGGGAGAGAAGGAAGAACUGGCAAUGAUCCUCUCAAAGGAGCAGUCACAGACGAGUCAACUGAAGCAAGAGCUUGCUGAAGCAGCAACACAAAAUUUAGAACUUAUGAAGGUAAGUACUUAAAUAAUUCCACAAUGGAAAUAAUAAAUAAUGCUGCGCGGUUACAUUCAUGCCACAAUCAAAUUCGCCUUCAUGGAAUCAAAGCUGUUUGGUGCUCUUGGAUUAAGCACAUGUAGAUUCUAUCUUCGAUUUGUGCAAGUCCUUUGAAUGAUUAGCCCCACAUUAAUAUUGUGCUGGGUACAUCUCUCGGGGGAAAAUACAGACAAGCCCUCUGCUUUCAUCCCCAAUAAAUCAUCAAAAUCUCUUGUCCCAUGUUAGUACAUCACAUCUGAAACCAAAAGAAUCUUCCCGAGAAGCUGGAAAAAAAUGGAGUUUCUUUUAAAUUCCCAAUUUGUAUUUAGCAAAAUGAAGUAUUUAAAUUUGCUUUUAUUUUUCUCAGAUGUUAAUGUCACUUGAGGAACUGACUUCUGAAAGAGCCACGUGCGCCUUGUUACUCUAGAAACAUGCUAAAAAUAGAAAAACAGGGUUGUUUUUAUGAACUGAAAUUCCCUGUGUUCUUUUUCCGACGAUCUGCAGGAGCUUCAGUCCAUCAGAAGUCAGCUUGCUGCUGAGCAGUCGAGAUGUUUCAAACUGGAGGUACACACUGAUGACUUGAUUAUUGCCAUGGAAAGAAGAUACACAGCGUCUUUUUCAUUCAAUUUCUAGCAAAGUGUUGGUUGUCUGGGUAAUUGCGGCAUGGCUCAGAUUUCCCAGAGAGAAUACUAGAAAAUUGGCCCUGUCAAUCUCAAUCCACCUCAGGACCAGGUUUAGCUAGAUUUGCUCCACAGCUUGCAUAUAGUCGCCUUUGUCACUGUCUCUAUCUCCCCAGCAUCUAUCUAUUUAUAUGUCAAUAUAGAUACAUAUAUAGUGGAGCAUGGUUUUUCUCUCUCCUGUCGGUGGCACUAGUUAUGGAAAUAAAUGAACCGAUCGAGUAUCCACAAUUGGCUGUUCUUCGCAGGUUGACGUCGCCGAGAUGCGGCAGAAGCUGCAGACGGUGGAAUCACUACAGAAUGAGGUCGAGCUGCUCAGGCGGCAGAAGGCGGCGCUCGAACAGGCCGCCAUGACCCCCACGCAGAAGCAGGGCUCAGGCGGCGUCUGGGGCUGGCUUGCCGGAACUCCCCCCAACAAGCCCAGCCCCUGA